AUGAUACCAAUUAAUAAAGGAAUUUAUCUAUAUGAAUUUCAAAAAAUUAAUAUCCCUUUACCAACACAUUCCUUUUUGAUUUCAGAGAAUGAGAAAGGUUAUUGUAAUGUUUGUGGUAAAUAUUGUGAAAAAGAUGAAACAGUAUUAUGUCAGAAAUGUGGUAUAAUAGUGCAUUACAAUUGUUCAGAACAUGCAUAUUCUUAUUGUCUAACCAAAUUAUCGUAUCUCAGUGGUUAUACGUUAAUCCUAGAAGAGUAUCUUGCUGCUUCAUAUACACCUCAUCAACCUCAUUUAAUUAUAGAAUCAACAACACAUCCCUUUAUUUGUCAGUCUUGUAAUAGUGAAAUUAAAGGGAAGUGUUAUAGGUGUUUAUGUUGUGAUUCAGUAUUUCAUAUUGAUUGUAAGCCAUUAAGAGAUUGUAAAUUAUGUCGUACAUCUGAUCCUCUUCAACACCAUAUGCUUCAUGGAGCAGAUAAGUUUUGUUUUGUAUGUAGAGAAUCAAUAGAAAGAAAAGCUGGAUUUCAUUGUUGUUGGUGUUCGGUAAAUGUUCAUGCCAAGUGCUUAUCGUUAUUACCAUCACAUUGUUCUUAUGGUAAAUUUGCUUCUGUCUUAACUAAACCUCAUAUAGAAUCAAAUCUUCUUGUUGUAGAUUGUGUAAAUAAAUCAAACGAAUUUUAUUGGUCAUUAUUGCACUUAAAUCCACGGCAAUUAGUUUAUUCUAUAAAAGACUACAAGUCCCAAAUCAUUGUUUAUUGUCAAAAUCUUCAAAACUUUAAUUCUAAAUUAUCUUUAUUUACAAAUGAAAAUAAGAUUAUUGUUACUAAUGGUGAUUUAGCUCAAACCUUUGGUUGGAAUAUCCCUUUUAAAGAUGUAAUACAAAACAUAACUCAUUCAGUAGAAAUUAAUUGUGACAUAUGGAAUAUCAGCCAUCUUAACAAAGAGUUUUGUUGUUAUUGUGGUAUAGGAAUUGAUGCAUACCAAUUAAGAACAAAAGAAAAUGAAUUAAUUAAAAUUAUGUUAGAGAAACAUAUUCAUGUGUUUCUCGGUGAUAAACAACUUAAUUUAAAAGGAUUAUGUGGAAUUAUUUUUAUGAACAUACCAUUCUAUCAAAGCACUAAAUUUGUUGACCAACUAGAUGCAACACUAAAUGACAGAUUAAUAGAAAUUAUUGGCUUCACUUCUGCUAAUCAUUUUGCUGUUUGUAAAUCUGGUUGUUUAAUGCCAAAGCAUAUUGGAACUUCAAGAAUUAUCAAAGUUGUUGUCUUUGAAGAAAUUGACUUUGAAAUUGAUGGAUGUCUUUUAAAGUUAUCUCGUGGAGUUUAUGUGAUUCAAUCUUUCCGCCAAUUAACAUUCCUUGCUUAUAAAAAACGUUAA
Messenger RNA from Entamoeba nuttalli P19, 1374 nucleotides. Its product is annotated as phorbol esters/diacylglycerol binding domain (c1 domain) domain containing protein. Lineage: Eukaryota; Evosea; Mastigamoebida; Endamoebidae. The transcript has a single exon. The coding region runs from base 1 to 1374 and encodes 457 amino acids. The record is from RefSeq and is a predicted model, not a curated record. Gene Ontology annotation, molecular function: ATP-dependent diacylglycerol kinase activity.